This is a messenger RNA of Cyclocybe aegerita, 4671 nucleotides long. Lineage: Eukaryota; Fungi; Basidiomycota; Agaricomycetes; Agaricales; Hemipholiotaceae. The record is from the annotation of a GenBank genome assembly.
AUGGCAGAUACCUACGUCCAGCUCACCAUCGACGAUUCAUCGCCUAGCGUUGCCUAUUCCCCCUUCCGCGACACCCUCGGUGCACCCAACCCCACUGCGGGCUGGAACCCGUACUAUGACCCCAAUGGGUACGCUGCUUCACCAGGACAGCUGGCCAACGGGACGAGCCUACACAUCACCUCGCUCAACGGGGCCGCUUUGGCUGUACAGUGGACAGGAACGGGCGUCCAACUGUUCGGGAACACUACAAACGCGGCGUACACCGUCACACUCGACGGUGUCCCGAUAACCCCCUUCCCCAACGCCUCCACGACCACGACCACGUCCCCCACGCCUUCAGCCUCGUCCGCAUCAGGCCUGCUCGCUGAUAUCCAAGGACUUCCCGAUGUCCCCCACACGAUCACCCUUACCGCCCUCAUCUCCCCCAACUCCGCCUCGGGCUCCACCGCUGACCCUGCCCAGGUCCCGUUCGGCUCCUCCAUGCUCGUCUUCGACAAGGCCGUCAUCCUCUCGUCUCCCGUGCCCACCUCAAACAUCACGUUCCAACCACAAACGCUUGCGGACUCAAGCAUCGCCUACUCUGGUCAAUGGUCAUUCGAGACGUCUGCGAAUCUUGGGUUUCAUAAAUCGGUUAACGUAGGGGACAGGGCGUUUACGAGGUUCAACGGUACAACACUCGCCAUCCUCGGACGGACAUCCCCACUUGGUGCCAACUAUACCGUGACACUCGACAACGGCACGCUACCGUUCUCUUUUCCGGCUUCUUCACUGACCUCAGGCUCCUCAUCGGUCUCGACGACGCUUUCAGCACGCUCAUCUUUUCAAGUCGACGACGCCCUGCUGUUCUUCGUCACGGGGCUCGAGGGCGGCGUGCACUCUGUCGAGGUGCGGAACAACGGCUUUGGGGAUAGCGGUAAUGGCGAUGGAGGUAUUGGUGAUGGGCAGGCGGAGCUUAUGCUUCGGGUGGACGGGUUUAGGGUGAACGUACCUGUCGUCUCACCUAUACCUACACCGACCACCUCACCCGUUGUUGAUCCUUCCACGUUUGCACAUAACCCCUCCUUCCCAACAGGCACCAUCGUAGCGUUCGUCCUCGCAGGCAUCCUCGCCUUCCUACUCUUCUCUGGCCUACUGUUCUUCUUCUGCGUCUGGCGACCGCGACAACGGAGAAAACGCCUCGAGAAGAAAGCACGCGCAUCUGGCUUCGGUCCUGACAUCAGUGGCUGGACCGUCGGUGCAGGCGCCCUUGGUGGGAGCGGAGGAGUUGGCGGUGGUGGAAGCGGCGGCUCAGGACCGAAGAGACAACGUCGUUUUCCAUUCACCUUCCGCCGUACGCGUGUAGAGCCUGACCCGACGUGUGGACCUGGCGUGAUGGGCGUGCCGGCGAAGGACAUGGAAGAGCUACGCAUGGAGUUCAUCCGCCCGACACCACCACUCAUUGAGCGCGACGUCGACCUCGCGGAUGACGGGUACGCGUACACGCAGGGGUACAGCUACGGCUCACAUGGUCGCUCGGCGAGCGGGUUUGGGUCGCAUGCGUAUGGAUCGUCGUAUGGAUACGCUGUAGGUGCGGGGCUGGCGACGGCGUUGGGGAUCUCAAGCGAAAGUGCUGUGGAGGAUGAGAAAGGGCAGGAGCUGGAUGUUGAUUUUGAGGAGUAUGGGUAUGGAAACGGGAGCCGGAAUGGUAAUGGUGGGAACGGGAACGGACACGGACCGCGGAGUCGUACAGGCAGCAGCGCGGCGUCGGACUCGACAAUGGACUCGUCUACGCGUCGCGCCAUCGCGCGUGCGAGGGAACGGAGCAAAGGCAAGGCGCGGCAGGUGAUGGGGAUGUCCUGGUCGCAGAGCUUCACGCUCGACCUUCCAGGCGUCAUCAGCGGUAGCAGUGGGAACGGCGGGAAACGGAAAAGCAGAAAACGUCGGUCAACAACGAGCGGGUACCUUCCACAGCCGUCCUCGCCACUAUCACCUGGAUCUCCUUCUGAACAGAUCUCGAGCUUCGCUGCUGCAGACCCACCGUCACCAGAAGGCGCCCGUGCACGAUGGGACACGCAUUCGCAUUCUCCGCGACAACGUCACCAGCUAGAUCACCCGCCAUCGUACGCUGCCUCAGUAUCCAACCGCGAUUCGAAUGGGUCAUCAGCGUUUGCGGGCCCCAGAGCGAGCGUUCCUCGGUCGGUAUCACAGACUCCAGAGAACCGGACCCCUCAAACCGCCCAUGCCCCAAUGCAAACACCGACGCAGACGCAAACGCAGGAUCCGUCGACGUCGCCAGUCCAGCUUACUUACCCACGCGCACAAACGCACCAGAGACAGAGCAGUCAAGGGUUCUUGUUGGCCGACGAGGAGGAUAAUGAACCCGAGCAAGGCGGAGGCGCUCCAGAAGGACAGGCAGAGACCACAUCAAGGGCGCUUGAGCGAAGAGAUAGUCGGCCCUUACCCCGACCACCAUCUUCCCUGUACUCCCAGUCGCCUGCGUACACCCAAUCGCCGCCCUCCACAUCGGAAACCAAAGGCGCUGCCCACUCUCAGCACGCGAGCCCUGCUGAAGUCGUCCCACCACGUCCACUGCCAAGUCCAGAAGGAAGAGACAGAUCGAGCAGUACAGCAACAGAGACAGGUCCAUCGGGGUCUUCGUUGCGUCAAGUCAUCCGUUCCCUCCGUCCAAGGACCGUCCACGCUCAACCUCGCCAGGCUAGCUACGCCUCGUACGUGCACCUGUACGAUCCGCCGCGUUCUGCUGGGCACGAAAGGACCUACUCAUCCUCGCUGGGAUCGGAGGCUGAUUUCGCAUCUUUGUACUUCUCUUCUGCUGACGUACGCCCUGCGUCGACAGUUGCGGAGGAGGAAGAGUCCACGGAAGGUCGGCCUCGCGGUGGACCACCUGUGGACUCACCGACGUUGGGCGGGCAUGAAGUGCCGGCCCGCGAACCCCCAUCUCCUUUGAUCCAAUCACCACUACCACCGCCACCACGAAGAGCUGAUGAGAGAGAGAGGACACCAAGGAAACCUCUACCCAGGACGCCGACGGGUACAGAUUACGCAUCGGCGUCGUCAUCUGAAGGAGAGAAGGAGAAAGAAAGAGAGGAGGGUGUGGAAGUGGAAGUAAAGGAUGGCGCUUUCCUUGAUGUACGCCAGACCAGUCCUUUCCGGGUUGACUUUGGGUCAGACUCUGUGCGGGAGAGGCCUAGGUCGGCGUCAGUGGUUACGCGGCCGAUAUCGAUGGUCAUACCACCGCCCACCACGACGACGGGGCAGGGUCACGGUCAGCAGACGACGACCGACGAUUCUAGCCCCGGACAGGGAUACUCUACCGCCCCGUCCAGGCUGAGCGAGAAUCGGCCUUCGAGGCGGUCGUCCUUGGGCAGCCUAUCAGCGGCUGCGCAUCAGGGCAGGAUGCCAGAGUUCGUGCAAGGGACGUCGCGUGCCCCGUUCAGGCUGACAACCAUGACAAUUCCGACGUCGGUCACGCCGCCUAAGAACGACUCGAAUUCGAGUUCAGGCGGUAUGACGGGCACAUCGUUCCUUGACCUGACAAGUUCGAGGGAAGGUUCGGUGAGCUCACGGUCCAAGUCGGUCAAGACAACGGGUUCUGGCCAGUCGGGUUUCUUCGAGCGGCCCUUUGGCGGUAAUGGAAAUGGGAGUGGGAGUGGAAGCGGGAACGGGAACGGGAAGGGCGCUUCAGCUCUGGGCGGUGAUCUGAAGUCUCGGUGGAGCAAUACCACUGUCCCGAGUGUUUCAACUCGUGCGAGCAAUCUUGGACCCGUUGCUGAGUCCUCGGUACCUGGAUUGAUUUUGCCUGAGAGGAAGAGCACCGGGCUCGAGUCCACGCAGUCACAGAUGGCGUCUCCGAGCAAAUCGGCUGAGAUGGACGAGAGCAUGUCGAUCGCUGCGUCAAGUACGUUCCCAAUACCUGGUGUCCAGGUCAACAUACCACCGUCGCCACACCAUAUCAUGGACUUCGGGACGGUGCAGGAUGAGCCGCAACCACCGCUCUCCGCUCUCAGUGCUGCUCCAUCUGGUGCUGGUUUCCCGACAAGCCCUCUUGAUCCGGCGGACAGUCAACGUCUUUCCACUCAAUCCCAAUUCACGCAUGCCACGAACAGCACUGGCCUAUCUCAGGCUGGUGCCCACCUACAUGUUCACCCCGCCAUCGACCUCGAUACGCUCAGCACUGGUAGCGGAAGCGGCCCGUCUGCACGAGAUCCUCAAUCACCCACCGACAGCAUCCCCGUUUCUAUCCCUAUUUCCGACCUCAACUUCAUGACUUCAGACUCGGAUCAUGGCCUCUCACAGCGAGAUUCGCGGCGGACAACGGAAAGCUCGCUGGCGUUCCACCAUGCGCUGCUACACCCCGGACGACGGAGUCCAAGCCCAAAUACUGAGGGCAGACAGGCUCAAGGUGUCGGUCGCAGCCAGCCUGCCAGCCCUUCAGCCGUCCAGGCGUUAAGGUCGUCAUCGGCGGAUCCAUUACGAACAUUUACUCCUGGCCCGCGUAGAGACUCGCCUUUGGCGAGCAGGGCACUGGGUCUACCUACGCCUUCUUCGACCAUGACCUUACGAACGCACGGAGGACGCUCUCCGCAUCCUUUCGCUAAUGUCUCUUCCGUUCAUGACGGUGAUGAUGACGAUGACGACCGAAACGACUUUGGAAACACGCGCCAGCAUUGA